Messenger RNA from Hibiscus syriacus, 1059 nucleotides. RefSeq names its product protein transport protein SFT2-like. The transcript has 5 exons. The record is from RefSeq and is a predicted model, not a curated record. NCBI's taxonomy places the organism in Eukaryota, Viridiplantae, Streptophyta, Magnoliopsida, Malvales, Malvaceae. Gene Ontology annotation, biological process: vesicle-mediated transport. Bases 217 to 891 code for a protein of 224 amino acids. Gene Ontology annotation, cellular component: membrane.
GUCAAACUAUAACUAAGAAACACCAAAAACAUAUUUUCUUCAUUCCUAAGCGAAGCUCCCACGGGGGCAGUUAUUCUCAUACAGCAACUUCACCACGCCCUGGUGGUUAAGCCUUAAAUAAUCCAUAAACAAAAACCCCAAGAAAAAGGGGUGAAUCUUUAGAGCUUUUUUUUCUUCGAAGAAAGCAAAUUUUCAUAUAAAAAAAAGAGAAGAAAGAUGCAAGCUUGGUUCUCAGGGGGCAGUAGUGUGGGUGAGGAUCAGGGAAAAGAAGGAUCUUCGCUUUUAGCAGAUUGGAAUUCAUAUGCAGCUUCAAGAGAAUCAGAAGAGGGAACUGCGUUUCGGUUCGAUCUCGAGUCUGCUAUGAGGUCUGCCAAUGAUACCGUCACUGGUACUUUCGAUGUUGUUUCAAAGGGGGUGAGAGAUAUUCCGGGGAACUUCCAAUCUGCCACGAGUGUUCCUUCAGGAAAAGCACUCGUCUAUUUUGGUUUAUUUCUGGCGAGUGGGAUCUUUUUCGUUUUCAUCGCUUUUACCAUGUUUCUUCCAGUCAUGGUGAUCAUGCCACAAAAAUUUGCUAUCUGCUUUACUCUUGGAUGUGGCUUUAUCAUCGGAUCCUUCUUUGCUCUUAGAGGCCCAAAGAAUCAGUUAGCCCACAUGUCAUCAAAAGAGAGGCUUCCUUUUACUCUGGUUUUCAUUGGGAGUAUGGUGGGUACCAUCUAUGUUUCCAUGGUGCUUCACAGCUACAUCCUUUCUGUUCUCUUUUCUGUGUUACAGGUUCUUGUGCUUGCAUACUAUGCUAUUUCUUACUUCCCUGGUGGAUCUGCUGGGUUGAAAUUUCUCACAUCGGCUCUUACCUCUACAGUUACUAGCUGUUUCGUUGUCAGCAUUUUCUGAUGAAGAAGUGUAACAAAUGUACUUCUACCUGCAUCAAAAUUUUCAGAACGGCCGAACUUAAUCUAUUAAUCUCUAUAUUGUUUGGACUUGGGUGUGAAUGUUGGAAACUGGUGUGGUUGGAUUUUUCUAAAGAUUUUUUAAAUGUAUUUAGCGGAUCUUUGAAGGUUA